Messenger RNA from Vigna unguiculata (cowpea), 2303 nucleotides. Its product is annotated as putative receptor-like protein kinase At1g11050 pseudogene. Lineage: Eukaryota; Viridiplantae; Streptophyta; Magnoliopsida; Fabales; Fabaceae. The record is from RefSeq and is a predicted model, not a curated record.
CAAAGACUCAGAAUACACAUAAAAGAAGUCUUCUUUAAGCAAGAUGAUCCUUACCUUCAUGUUGCUCUUCACCAUUCUCAUAGUUGCUGUUGCUGCAUCUUCUUCAUGCCCCAUGGAUCUCACCUAUGUUAAAACCAUUCCCUGGAACGCUUCAAUCUGCAACAAAGACCCUGUUAACAAAGAUCUCUGCUGUCAAGAACUUUCGAGCAUCUUCGGCAUAGGCCUUGCUGAACAUCUCAAAGAAACAUCUAUGUUUUACCUUCCUGAUCUAAACACUUCCUCCACUUGCUUAUCUGAUUUCAAACACAACCUUGCAGCCAUCUCAGUGAAACCAAACAUAGUCUCUUUUUGCUUCCCUAACCCAACCCAGUUUGUCACCAACUCUUCAGCUUGUGCAGGGAUUACAACUCUACAAGAUUGGAACCAAAAGGUCGCCAUGGAUGGCCCAGUGAAAACAUCGUGCAAAGGGGACCUUAAAGACCAAACCCUCUGCAGUAAUUGCAUUGACGCUGCUUUAGAAUUGGUUUCCAAUCUGAAACGUACUGACCCAAAUGCCAACAGAUGUUUUUACUACACAGUUCUAUACGUUGCAGCUGUUGCUAAUCCGUUUGGGACCACAGAUCUGAGCACUACUGGAUGCAUACUUGGCAUGACACAACCAUCUAAUGCAGGAAGAAAAGGGUCAUCAAACAAAAGAAGAAAAAAGAUCAAGCUUGUAAUUACGUUGUUGGGUGUUGUUGUUGGUGUUGUGUUUGGUUUUGCUCUUGCUCUGAUGGUCGUGUACAGGAAGUGGGAUAAGAGAAGAAAGGAAAACGUUCGUCGCAGGGAAGUUGAAAACGAGGUUAGGGCUGGUGUUUUGCCUGGUACAGGUGCUAAAUGGUUGCAGAUAUCAGAGCUGGAACGUGGCACGAGUAAAUUUUCCGAGAGUAAUGUGAUUGGGAAAGGUGGUGAUGGGAUUGUGUACAAAGGGGCUCUUUCAGAUGGCACUGUGGUUGCGGUGAAGGAAAUUUUUGAUUUGGAAAGUAAAGGCGAUGAAGAGUUCUGCUAUGAAGUUGGGAUCAUAAGCACAAUAAAGCACAGGAAUCUUCUUGCUCUUCGGGGUUGUUGUGUUACAAGUGAUAGUUUGAAAGGUAAGAGGAGGUUUUUGAUUUAUGAGUUUAUGCCUAAUGGAAGCCUGAGUGAUCAUUUGUGUUGUUAUGGUGGUAAUAGGCUAACAUGGCCAGAAAGGAAGAACAUAAUCCUUGAUGUGGCUAAGGGGCUUGCUUAUUUGCACUAUGAAAUCAAACCCCCAAUUUAUCAUCGUGACAUAAAAGCUACCAACAUACUUUUGGACUCCAAAAUGCAUGCUAAAUUGGCAGAUUUUGGGUUGGCCAAACAGGGUAAUGAUGGUGAAUCUCAUCUAACUACAGGGGUUGCUGGCACUUAUGGUUAUGUAGCACCAGAAUAUGCACUGUAUGGGCAACUUAGUGAGAAAAGUGAUGUGUACAGUUUCGGUAUUGUGAUUCUGGAAAUCAUGAGUGGAAGAAAAGUGCUUGAUGCUUUGAAUUCUUCCACGGAUUCAGUUACAGAUUGGGUAUGGGCACUUGCAGAAUCUGGAAAGAUGGAGGAGAUUUUUGAUGAGUCAAUAAGAGAAGGGUCAGUGAAAAAUAUGGUAAGGUUUGUUCAUGUUGGAAUGUUAUGUGCUCAUUUGGUAGUGGCGUUUAGACCUACUAUUGUUGAGGCCCUUAAGAUGUUAGAAGGUGACAUUGAGAUUCCUGAAUUACCUGAGAGGCCAGUGCCACUUGGUCAUGCGUCCUUUCAAUCUUCUCUGUUGCAUGGUUUGCAGAGAAGUGGUUGAAGAUCAAACCCACUUGUUUCAUCUUAAUCAACCCUACAACUAAACAAUUCAUCAAAACUCUACUCCUAGUCAUAAUGGAGGAGCUCCAACAGCAACAGUUAUGGGAGCUAACAUGUUGAUAACAAAUUUAAUGCUAUUCAUGUAAUAUUUUCCAUUAUGAAGAUAGAAAAGAAAACAGAGCAAGUCAAGAAGGAAUACCAAAACGAUGUGAGAAAAAAAGUAAACAAGAAGAAAACUUCAUUUCUUUUUGUGUAUCUCAAAAAAGAAGAAUACAAUAAGAGUCAUAUAUUUUCAUAGAAUCGGUUUUGGAGGCCCUCCAUGUUCUACCACUCAUACGAUGCUACAUACAUAUGUAAUGGCAUCAAUUGUCAUAGUCUGACGUACAUGUCAUUACUAUUCCAUGUCGUAUUGGGUUAGUUUAGAAGGUAGACGCUGUAAAAUACAGUGGCAAAUACGCUGAUAAAUA